AUGUCCCAGCCCUCGAGCUCCAGCAGCGGGCCUUCGACGCCGUCCCACACCAUCGUCCGCUCUGGUCUCCCCACGCCCUCCGGCAUCGCCCGCCGUUCGUCGCUCGCGGCCAACAGCAGCCCCAUUGACAGCCCAGACACUGCCUACAAAAAGCAGUCGCUCGCCGAGGCCAUCUCCCGGAACGACCCGGCAAAGUACCGCAGCGCUACGAGCACCAGCAGCAAUGGCGACUCAGCAGAGGCCGACCGGGGAUCGCCGAUCCUGACGGCCGGCAAGCUCCCCAGGCCAGGCAUGAUUGGAAGGCGGUCGACUGCAGGUCUACGGCCUCGCUCCGAGACGCCGACGGGACUGCCGGUUCCGCAAGGCUCGCAGCUCUCGCCGCCCAGCCUGCCUCCCCACAGCCGUGCGGCCUCUGCCGCUUCUAGCGUCGAUGGCAUCGGUGGCUCGCCGUCCAGGUCCAGGAGCCCGCUGGUGCCAGCCGGUCGACCCAACUUGAGCGCCAGCGUCUCGAUUCCUCGCGGUCUGGCCACGCCCAAGCGGCUUUCGGACAUCCACGGCCGCACCCCUCCCGCAGCAGCGGCAGCAGCAGGGUCGGGCUCGGCUGCCAGUACCGCUACGCCCGGGCUUCCUUCGCACGCUGCGGCAACGAUCGCCUCCAGAGCGCGAGAACAGCCUUCAAAGCUGGCGCGGAGGGGCAAGGACCUCGAGAUUGGAGACAUUGUGAUUAUGGAGGGCCAGGACCUCACCGGCGUGCUCCGCUUCCUGGGCCCCGUGCAGGGCAUGAACGGCUCGUAUGCCGGUCUCGAGCUGAUUGGAGACUGCAUCGGCAAGGGCAAGAACAACGGCUCCGUCAAAGGCGUGCAGUACUUUGCCUGCGCCGACGGUGACGGCGUCUUCUGCCCGGUGCACAAGGUGGUGGCCGUCAGUGACUCGCCGCCCAAGGAUGCGGUGGCGAGGCCUGCGUCGGCCAUGUCGAACCGCUCCUCGUCGCGCCAGUCAGACGUCUACGAGCGGCCGCCGUCGACCACACCGGGUCGCAGGCGGGCGAGCACCGUGUCGCGGCCGCCGUCCACGACGCCCUCCCGCGCGUCAUCUAGGGCGAGCGUCAGGCCGCCUUCGGCCACUCCGGGAAGCCGACCCGCCUCGGCCAUGAGCCUGUCGAGGCCGAGCAGCCGGCUGACUGCGCGCAAGAGCCUGGGCGCCAUCGCCGCCUCGCGCGACGACGACGACCAGGAGCCGCAGCGCCGGGCCAAGACGUCGGCCGAGUACGCCGCCGCCGCCGAAAAGCGCAUCACCGAGGGUUCUCGCGCGCACAAGCUGCUCGGCAUGACGGCCAAGGACCUGCAGCAACGGAGGAUUGCCGGCUCGGCCGGUGGCAAGGUCAGCAGUAGGCUCGGAGGCAGUCCGGUCAAGGGUGCGCUUGCAGGUGCGCCCUCCAGCCCGCUCAAGAGCUCGCUGAUCGGGACCCGCACUCCGCGCAGCUCGCUCGUUGGUGGCGCACUCGGCGGGCCCGCAACCCCGGGCUUGCCCAAGGCGCGCCAGAGCCUCGGCGGCAUACCCACGCCUCGGGCAGCCAAAGGCAGGGUCUCAAUGUUCGCGCGUCCGCCGGGCAGCAACGGGGCCGCCGCCACGAUGCCGCCACCGCGGAGCCCGACAAAGGAUAGCUCACUCAGACCGGCGAGCGCGCUCUCGAUGCGUUCGUCGAGCCGCCUCAGCAACGUCCACUCGGCCGCUGCCGACGACGACGACGGCGACCCGAAUGGUGAGGCCGCGCCCUCGGGCCGGAACAGCAGCUUGGAUCGAGCGAGGGACCUGCUCGAGGCCAUGGAUCUGACCCCUCGACGCCCCGCAGCCGCCGCGGCGACCGGUUCUCGGCCAGGACGACACCAGCAGAGCGCCUCGUUCUCGGGCUACGGCACAGCAGUGCCAGACGAGCCGGCCUUCCAGCAGAACGAGUCGGUCGCCGAGGCCGUCGUGCCCCUCUCGCUGUACGAGGAGCAAGAGGCGGAGCUCGAGCGGCUGCGGACACAGGCCGAGGAGCUCGAAAAGAAGAACGCCGAGCUCACAAAGCUCCAGGGCGCUCGCAAGGCGCGCAUGUCCGAGAUCCGCUCCAAUGAGGCCGUGCUUGAGGAGGAGCGCGCCAAGAUGCGCGCCGAGGCGCGCGAAAAGGAGAGGGAGAUGGACGAGGAGCGCCAGAUUGAGCGCCAGGACGAUCUGCGCAGGCGCAAGGAGAUCGAGGACCGCGAGCGCGAGCUCAAGGAGCGCCUCGAAAGGCUCCAAGACGAGCACCUGAAGGCCAAGGGCGAACACGAGAGCCAGACGCGGGACCUCCAGGCCAAGCUGCAGGAGAGCGCCACGCUAGUCGACGAGAUGAAGCGCAGCCUCGAGGAGCAGGCGGUCAAGGAGGAGGGCGACGCCAAGGCCGCGCUCGAGGUCCAGCUCAAGGUCAAGGACGCCGAGAUCGAGAGCAUGCAGAGCGCCGUGCGGAGGCUCGAGGCCGAGCUGCAAAGGGAGAGGAAGGAACUCGGCGAGCAGAUCGACGAGCUCAAGGACGCGGGCAGGGAGACGAUCAGUCUCUACGAGCAGCGCAUCGAGGAGGUCGAGCACGAGAACCACGAGCUCCUAGACAACAUGAAGCUCCUCGAGCAGCGUGCGCAGGAGGCCAUCGGCGCCGCCGAGGCGCGGUACGAGGCCCUCGCCGGUCGCAACGGAUCGACGGCUCAGCCCUCGGCCGCGACCGAGAUCGACAACGAGAACCUGCGCGAGCAGGUGGCGCACCUCCAGGACCGGCUAGGCAACUACGAGGACCAGAUCGCCGAGGCGACGAUGGCGCUCGAGAAGGAGAAAGAGUACCUCCAGAAGAAAAAGGAGCGCGCGGUCGAGGUCGAGACCAGCCUCAAGAACGAGAUCAAGCGACUCAAGGCCGAGGUCGAACGCCUGGUCGCCGCAGAAAGGGAGGCCAAAGAGCGGUUCGAGGAGGUACACGCUGCGCUCGACGAGAGCAAGGCGGCGCACGAGACGGAACGAGCCGAGCUCGAGGUGCUACGGGCCGACGUGCAGAACAUCGAGUCGCUCAACGGCGGAAGCGUGCGGGGCUCGACGACCGCCAGGGACCUGAACGAGGCGCGCAAGAAGUGGGAGGCGGAAAAGUCGAAGUACGAGGCCGAGAUCAAGGCGCUGACCGACAAGCUUGGCAGCAGCAGCGGCGCCGCCCGCGAGGCGGGAGAGCGGUCGCUCGACGUGCCACUCUCGAGCCCGGGCCCCGUGGCCCGCGACGACAGCAGGAGGAUCUCGUCUGCGUCGUCGAUCUCGGUGACGAGCAACGACACCACCAACCGCCGCUCGAGCCGCACCUCGAUCAACGGCGGCAUGGCUUCGAGCGAGGCCUCGUCUGCCAAUCAGGUGUCGGGCCUCAACUACCUCGUCCGCCAGCUCACCGAAGAGAACGCCGAGAUCAAGAACAAGCACAAGAUGCUCGAGUCCGAGGUCAAGGACAAGCUGCGGGCUGCCGAGCAAAAGGCGCGCACGCUCGAGCUCACCGUCGAGGCGCUGCAGGGCGGCAAAGCGGCCGGCGGCGGCGGCAACGAUGCCGAGGAGCUCGCGGCCAAGCUUGCCGAGUGCGAGCAGCGGCUGCGGGAGAACGACGACGAGAUUGCCAAGCUGCGCCUGCGGGUCAAGGACGUGGAGCGGAGCCGGGAGCGCGAGGUCAGCAGCCUCAACAAGGAGGUGGCCGAGCUCGAGGCGCUCGUCGAGGCGCGCAUCUUCCGCGAGGACGAGCUCGAGGGCGAAAUCGACCGGCUAAAGCGCAAGGUGGGCCAGGAGAGGUCCGCAGCCCCGGUCGUGACGGAGCCCCGCCCGGAAGCAGACGGACGAGGCCCUGCUGAACCCUCGGCGGUUGAAGCCGCACCAAGCGUCGAGGCUCCCGUCCGACGUCGUACCACGAGCCAGAUCGAGCAGGAUUCGCCAACGGCCAACCGGAGAGCUUCGCGGCGGCUCUCUGGUGCUGCGGCGGCUACGUCGGCCGCUCCUUCGGCCUCGACGCUCGAGGGCAAGGCUGGACCGCUGGGCGGUGUCGAAGACGAUGAAGACGACGACGAUGAUGAGAUCGAAGACUUUUGCGGCCUCUGCUCGAAGCGCGGCCACUCGGUCGUCGACUGCAAGCAGCUCGACCAGCCACCGGCCAUGUCGGCCAUGUCGGCUGGGGCCGGGAUCGGGGCAUCGGCGUCGGCGGCGGGACAAUUGGAUGGCGAGGCGUGCGACGACUGCGGCGAACACGGGCAUCGGUUCGAGGAAUGUCCGUACGCCAACGAAAUCUUCUGA
Pseudozyma flocculosa PF-1 is the source of this 4320-nucleotide messenger RNA. RefSeq lists its product as uncharacterized. Gene Ontology annotation, molecular function: zinc ion binding; nucleic acid binding. The transcript has 2 exons. The coding region runs from base 1 to 4320 and encodes 1439 amino acids. Lineage: Eukaryota; Fungi; Basidiomycota; Ustilaginomycetes; Ustilaginales; Ustilaginaceae. The record is from RefSeq and is a predicted model, not a curated record.